Messenger RNA from Centruroides sculpturatus (bark scorpion), 1883 nucleotides. RefSeq lists its product as uncharacterized. Gene Ontology annotation, molecular function: nucleic acid binding; nucleotide binding. NCBI's taxonomy places the organism in Eukaryota, Metazoa, Arthropoda, Arachnida, Scorpiones, Buthidae. The record is from RefSeq and is a predicted model, not a curated record. Bases 147 to 1883 code for a protein of 578 amino acids. The transcript has a single exon.
UAUGUUAUUCUAUCGUUAUUAUAGAAAAUGAUGAUGAUUUAUUAUAUUCUAAUUUUUAUUGUGGUAAAGAUGCUGUUAAGCAUUUUUUAUUUGAUAUCCAGAAUUAAUUAAAUAUUUUAUUAGAUAAAAUAAAUAGUUAUGUAGAAAUGAAUGUAGAUACUAUUCCCGAUAAUUACGAACAUCAGUGUCAUAUAUGUGAGGGAGGGUUUAAUUAUGAUGAUAUCAGAGUAAGAGAUCACGAUCACUUAACAGGUGAUUAUCGCGGAAUAGCUCAUAACCGCUGUAAUUUAAAUUAUAGAUUCAAAAAAUUUAUUCCUAUUAUACUACAUAAUUUUACAGGUUAUGACUCCCAUCUGAUUUUCAAAAAUAUUCCCCCUAAACUAUUUUCGAGAAUUCAGAUUAUCCCCGUAAAUUCGGAAAAAUUUACAACGUUUACUUUAGAUCAUUUCAAAUUUAUAGACAGUUAUCAAUUUUUAAAUUCCUCGCUAACUACUUUAACAGAAAAUUUAAAAAAUGCAAAUUAUAAUUUUCCUAUUUUUAAUAAAUUUUUCUAUAAUAACGAAAAUAAAAAUUUAUUAAAAAGAAAAGGAAUUUUCCCCUAUUCUUAUUUUAAAAACGAGGAUAUUUUAUACGAGAAAUGUUUACCCCCGAAAAAAUAUUUUUAUAACGAAUUAUCUGGAGAAAAUAUUAGCGAUGAUGAUUAUGAUCAUGCAAAAUUAGUUUGGAAAAAAUUUCAUUGUAAAAAUUUUAAAGAUUAUUUAAAAUUAUAUCAAUAUGUUGACACUUUAUUACUAGCUGAUAUAUUCCAAAAUUUUAGAAAAUUAAGUUUAAAAUAUUAUAAUUUAGAUCCAGUAUAUUUCAUAACAGCUCCAGACUUAACAUGGAAUUGUGGAUUAAAAAUGACAAAAAUUCAACUCGAAUUAUUUAAAGAUAUUAAUAUGUACCUUUUUAUUGAACAAGCAAUUCGCGGCGGAAUUAGCCUAACUUCGAAAAGAUUCGCGAGGGCCAACAAUCCUCUAAUUCCAGAAACCUAUGAUAAAAAUCAACGACAUAACUAUAUUAUUUCGAUAGAUGCUAAUAAUCUCUACGGAUUUGUGAUGAGUUCUUAUUUACCUGUAAAUAAUUUCAGAUGGUUAUCUGAGGAUGAGAUAAAUGCUUUAGACAUUUGUAAUAUUCCCGAUAGGAAUAAUAUAGGCUAUAUUUUAGAGGUUGAUUUAAAUUAUCCACCAAAUGUUCAUGACCGCCAUAAUGACUUACCAUUAGCUCCUAAUCAUACAUAUAUUCCAUUCGAUUUAUUAUCAAAUUAUCAAAAAUCGGUAUUAACUAAAUUAAAUUUAAAAUAUAAUAAUAAUAAUAAGAAAUUAAUUCCAACUUUGUUUGAUAAACAAAAUUAUGUAAUUCAUUAUAGAAAUUUAAAAUUUUAUUUAGAAGAGGGUUUAAUAUUAACUAAAAUUCAUCGAGUGCUUGCAUUUAAUCAAGAACCAUGGCUUAGAGAUUAUGUAUUGUUUAAUAAUAAAAAACGGCAGGAAUCAACGAAUGAUUUCGAUAAAAGUUUUUUCAAGUUAAUGAACAACAGUUUUUUCGGUAAAACCUGUCAGAAUGUGAGAAAGCGUUUAAAUUUAAAAACAGCCAUGACUGAAAAUCAAUGUCGAAAGUAUUUAUCUCACUCAGCUCUCGAAAAUUUCCAAAUUAUUAAUGAUAAUCUCACGAUUUUUAAAAUGAAAAAAAUUAACUUAUGUUUGGAUAAACCGAUUUAUAUAGGAUUUUGUGUAUUAGAAUUAAGUAAAUUGCAUAUGUAUCAAACAUUUUAUAAAAUAUUUAAAAAUAAAUAUGGUGAAAAUGUGAAUUUGUUAUAUACAGAUACCGAUUCGCUAACGCUUUAA